UCAAAAUAUUUUGCAAACAAAACAAUAAAACAAUCGAUAAAUGAUUUGACAGACAAUUGAAAAACAUCAAAUAUGAGUGAAGAGUUGGCUACAAAUGGUUUAACAUUAGUAGUGAAGUGGAGUUCACACGAGUAUACCAUCGAUUCGGUGACCAUUGAGGACACGGUUUUGGAUCUCAAGAAAGCUAUCUUCAAGAACACUGGUGUUAAACCCGAGCGACAAAAACUUAUGGGUCUUAAGAGCAACGGAAAGCCGGCCACCGAUGAGAUGCUGCUCUCCAAAGUCGAUAUAAGACCUAAUAUGAAGAUAAUGAUGAUGGGCAGCAAAGAAACAGAUAUUGCUAGUGUUGAUCUCUCACCUCAAGACAUACCUAAUGUCAUCAACGACUUUGAUAUCGGCGAUGACAUCGAAUUGGGGAAUAUUCCCAUUCAAAAUAGGGAAGAGUUUUUGGCCAAAGUUGACAAACGGGUUAAAGACUACAAAAUUAAGAUGUUAUCCGAACCCCGAAACGGCAAAAAACUACUCGUUUUAGAUAUCGAUUACACACUAUUCGACCACCGAUCAACAGCUGAAUGUGCGGCACAACUGAUGAGACCUUAUUUGCAUGAAUUCCUAACCAUUGCUUAUGAAGAUUACGAUAUUGUCAUUUGGUCGGCGACGGGAAUGAAAUGGAUUGAAGUGAAGAUGAGAGAACUGGGCGUUGAAAAGAAUACCAAUUAUAAGAUAGUGUUUUAUUUGGACAGUUCGGCUAUGAUUAGUGUCCACACAACCAAAUAUGGAUUAGUAGACGUAAAACCUUUGGGUGUCAUUUGGGGUAAAUUUAAAGAGUAUUCGCCAAAGAAUACUAUAAUGUUUGACGACAUCCGCAAGAAUUUCUUAAUGAAUCCACAGAAUGGACUCAGAAUUCGUGCUUUUCGUGAGGCCAACAAAAAUAGAGAUACAGACAAUGAGUUAUACUAUUUGUCUAAAUAUUUGAAGAAAAUCGCGAAAUUGGAUGAUUUUGGUUCACUUAAUCACAGACAUUGGCAAAGAUAUCUAAAUCAAGAGUGAGACUUAUAUUUGUUUGCAUUUAAUUUGAGUUAAUCUA
Oppia nitens is the source of this 1087-nucleotide messenger RNA. RefSeq names its product ubiquitin-like domain-containing CTD phosphatase 1 (gene Ublcp1). Gene Ontology annotation, biological process: protein dephosphorylation. NCBI's taxonomy places the organism in Eukaryota, Metazoa, Arthropoda, Arachnida, Sarcoptiformes, Oppiidae. The transcript has 6 exons. Gene Ontology annotation, molecular function: protein binding; protein serine/threonine phosphatase activity. Gene Ontology annotation, cellular component: nucleus. Bases 73 to 1050 code for a protein of 325 amino acids. The record is from RefSeq and is a predicted model, not a curated record.